This is a messenger RNA of Darwinula stevensoni, 951 nucleotides long. The record is from the annotation of a GenBank genome assembly. Lineage: Eukaryota; Metazoa; Arthropoda; Ostracoda; Podocopida; Darwinulidae.
AUGGCAGCCAACAAGCAGGUGAAAAUUUGUCUCGUGGGAGUGGCAGGGAAUGGAAAAUCCACUCUUGGGAAUAUUCUUCUCGGGCUCGAGCCCGACGACGAUGGCGGCUUCGAGACUAGCUCUGGAGCUAGGAGCUGCACACUUGACGUUCAGUGUAAAGACGGAAACUUCCGUGGAGGAGCAGGUCAGCCCAUACGAGUCAUCGAUACUCCCGGUCACGGAGACGGGGAGGGUCGGGACGAGGAAUUCAGGAAGAACAUGAUUGCCGAAAUGAAGAAAGAGGAGACAAUAGAUGCUUUCAUUUGGGUGAAGAAUUCUCAAGAUCCAAGAUAUAACAAAUCGGAAGCCGAGUAUUUCCAAAUACUCAUCGAAAUAUUUGGCGGAGCCUACUUUCACAACUUCGUGGUUGUUUUCAGUCGAUGGAGUUUCAGUGAAUCAGAGGAACGGAAGAGGGGAAAACUUCGAAACCGUGUGACUUUGGAAGGAGUGAAGACUGAGCUUUGGGAUUCUUUUCUCCGGGAUUAUGAAGGCAACCGAAAUCAGGUUCGGGUGCCAAUGAUGGCGAUCGAUGCGUUACACGACGUAAAUGAGCAAAAUGAGGUAGACGCUUUCGAAAAGGAAAUGAAUUUGCUCUGGGACACCAUCAGUAAGUUCAGCGCCAGACCAGUGAACAACAUAGAAAUGGCUCUGACGAAAAUAGAGAAAAUGAAAAAGGAAAUGGAAGAUGAUCAACGGAAGUUGAAGGACAUGAAAAGCCGGAUGCGCUCACUGGACCAACAGAAACAAUUGGAACUGAAACUCCAGGAGGCAGAAUUCCAACGCCGCAUCAAAGAAGCAGAAUCGAAAAUCAAAGAAGAAAAGGAGAGAAUCGAGGGUCCUCCUUGGGUCAAGUUCAUCUCCUUUCUCGCCACCCCACUCAUCGCGUUGGGAAGAAGGCUCUUUGGAAAAUAA